CGAAGGAAACUGCCAGGACUUAAGAUGGCGGCAAUAGAGAUCCGGCUGCCGGUGGCCCGCAAGCUGGUGGUCCAGAGUCUGGCGCAGGGGAGCGACAAGCACUUGGUGGCUCCCGGGGACACGAUCACCACAGACACGGGCUACAUGAGGGGCCAUGGCACGUAUAUGGGAGAUGAGAAACUUGUCGCAUCGGUAGCAGGCGCUGUGGAGAGAGUGAACAAACUGAUCUGUGUCAAAGCUCUGAAAACCAGGUAUAACGGGGAAGUUGGUGACAUUGUGGUUGGGAGAGUCACAGAGGUUCAGCAGAAACGAUGGAAGGUGGAGACCAAUGCCAGGCUGGAUUCAGUCUUGCUUCUCUCAUCCAUGAACCUACCAGGAGGGGAGCUGAGGAGGAGAUCAGCAGAGGAUGAGCUUGCAAUGAGGGACUAUCUACAGGAAGGGGAUCUUAUCAGCGCAGAAGUCCAGGCAGUAUUUUCUGAUGGGGCUGUAUCACUGCACACGCGGAGUCUGAAAUAUGGGAAGCUUGGCCAGGGUGUGCUCGUUCAGGUCUCUCCCUCCCUCGUGAAACGCCAGAAGACUCACUUCCAUGAUCUGCCCUGUGGCGCCUCCGUGAUCCUUGGCAACAACGGCUUCAUCUGGAUCUACCCAACGCCCGAGCAGAAGGAUGAAGAGGCAGGGGGCUUUGUCACCAAUCUGGAGCCAGUCUCCUUACAUGACCGGGAGGUAAUCUCACGACUCCGGAACUGCAUCCUGGCUCUGGUUGCUCAGAAGCUGAUGCUCUACGACACCAGCAUUGUGUACUGCUACGAGGCCUCCCUUCCCCAUCAGAUCAAGGACUUUCUCAAACCAGAGGUGAUGCAGGAGAUUGUGCUGGAGACCCGGCAGAGGUUGUUGGAACUGGAGGGUUGAGGGAAGGAGACAUGGCAGCUUGGAGUCCCACCAAAGCAGCAUUGACUCCCCAACUUCCUGCAUCGCCCCAACCCCCUAAAUGUCUUUCCAGAGCUCAGAAAAUACCUGACUCUCCCUGUCUCACUUCCGGGAUUCCUUCUGGUUUGUAGGGCAGUGUAAACCCCUCGACCUGCAGACUGGACGUAUGGUCUUUGUGAAGAGCAACUGCCACUGGGACGUAGCUCGCUAGACUAGUUGCCAUGGUGGGCAAUGUGCUUCUAAAGUGCCCUUAACGUGGUCCAUGUUGUUAGAGGACAGAGGAAACAACAUAUUUUUGUUUUGCCUUAUGGUUUCUCCUCCCUCACCCCCCACAAGAUCGGGUUAGCAGUCCUAGCAGUGGUUGACCUUGACAGUGAGAGGAGCUCUGCCAAUGUGUCCUUUAUUCAAGAUGCACAUUUUACCCCUCAAGACCCACAUUGCGGCUACCCAUCUCCAAAGGCCAGGACUCGUUGCCAAGCCUGUGAAUGGUUAUGUCAGCGUGCUGUGCGGAUCUCUCUGCCCCCUUCCAAACACACACUGGAUUUGGAUGUUCAGUUCUUGCAUUUUCUGUGCUUACACUAUAGCUCAUAGAAUGGUACAAAAACCCGCUGGUGCUGGGUGGCCAUCUCACUGCAUAUUGAGUGCCCAUAGGUAGUAGUCAGGCAAGGUGCCUUGAUCCUCCAGAGCAAAAGGCGUCUUCCCAUCCCAUGCGCGGAAGUGAUGAUCCCAAGCGUUUUAUUUCGUAGGUCUGAUACUGUGAGCUCCUCUGGUCUUGAAGGAUUUUGCUGUUGUUUCCUACUAGAGGUUUUUUUUUUUUUUUUUUUUUUUAAAU
Molecule: messenger RNA, 1759 nt
Organism: Malaclemys terrapin pileata
Lineage: Eukaryota; Metazoa; Chordata; Testudines; Emydidae
Gene: EXOSC2
Product: exosome component 2
Exons: 9
Coding region: 25-909 (294 amino acids)
Biological process (GO): nuclear polyadenylation-dependent rRNA catabolic process; TRAMP-dependent tRNA surveillance pathway; exonucleolytic trimming to generate mature 3'-end of 5.8S rRNA from tricistronic rRNA transcript (SSU-rRNA, 5.8S rRNA, LSU-rRNA)
Cellular component (GO): cytoplasmic exosome (RNase complex); nuclear exosome (RNase complex)
Molecular function (GO): RNA binding
Source: RefSeq, a predicted model, not a curated record